AUGAAAACAAAAAAGACGGCGCGCCAAAGCGCCAGGCAGAUCGCAGGCCGCCUCAAACAAAUCGAACGGGAGUGUCGCCAAUUAAGCAAACACAUUAGGAGAGUAGGAGAAGAGAGGAAGUCAUUCGAAUUAACCACCGCGUUGCUGAAGAAGUACCACUCGUACGUGGAUAGUAAUUUGAUGAACGACCUCUCCAUUUUCCCCUCAAGCAGUGCCUUUGUAAAGAGCUGUGGGAUUGUUUUUUCAUCGAAAACGGUUUGGGAGGACCCAGACGAAGAAGAUGGCGAUGACAAUGGCGAUACCGUUGGCCAAACUGAUGGGAAGGAAGAACCGCACAGCAGAAGCCCCCCCGACUCGUGCAUUAACUCUAUGGGAAAGGGAAAGGUCCUCUCCUCCUUCAUUAACAAAACUGAGAGCAAGUGCAACCCCUUUUACCACUUCGUAAGCAAUGUGAGGAGGCUUUUCUCCCUCGGCGAAAAGGAGGAAGAACCAAACGAAAGGGGAACAACUGACGAAGGGAAAAGCGAACGCAUGACCCCCUUCAAAUUUCGAUGCCUAGUUAAGGCCAAAAGAAUUGUCCUUUACACCUGUGUGUGUCCGCAGUGCGAAAAGAAUUUUUACCUUUUGAUGAGGAGGAGCGGCAGGGGGAAGGUCGCGCCCAGGGUUUUGCCCCCCGCCCAAUUUGCCGCUGUGAUUUCCCACUUGAGGGAGCAGAGGGGGGGCAUCCCUCACAUGGACAUCCCUCACAUGGACGUCGCUCACCUGGCCCCCCACGAAGCUGGCGAGCACUUUUGCAGCUGCUACGUGGGGAUGGACGAGGGGGGCGGCGGCCUCUUCGGCGACGCCGAUGUGCUGGCCUACCUGUGA
This is a messenger RNA of Plasmodium vivax (malaria parasite P. vivax), 867 nucleotides long. RefSeq lists its product as hypothetical. The coding region runs from base 1 to 867 and encodes 288 amino acids. NCBI's taxonomy places the organism in Eukaryota, Apicomplexa, Aconoidasida, Haemosporida, Plasmodiidae. The transcript is spliced from 2 exons. The record is from RefSeq and is a predicted model, not a curated record.